This is a messenger RNA of Oreochromis niloticus (Nile tilapia), 2172 nucleotides long. RefSeq names its product scleraxis bHLH transcription factor a (gene scxa). Gene Ontology annotation, molecular function: DNA-binding transcription factor activity, RNA polymerase II-specific; RNA polymerase II transcription regulatory region sequence-specific DNA binding; protein dimerization activity. The transcript is spliced from 3 exons. The record is from RefSeq and is a predicted model, not a curated record. Bases 688 to 1338 code for a protein of 216 amino acids. Gene Ontology annotation, biological process: regulation of transcription by RNA polymerase II; developmental process. Lineage: Eukaryota; Metazoa; Chordata; Actinopteri; Cichliformes; Cichlidae.
UGCUUCUAGAGAGCAGCCAAGGGACCCUCAGUGCUCAGAGGGAGGAGCAGUGCAGUCCUUUUGCCCUCCCACUGGCUUUAAGACCAGAGACAGACGGAAACACUCAGACUGCAGGCACACGUGGAGCAGAGACACACAGAGAGGGAGAAAGGACAGAGAGCACGAGAGAGUGAGGCGGCUGGCGCAGAGUCGUUUCUGGAAUUGAAACGGGCAAAUAUAGAAACGAAGGGCAAAGAAAGAAGCGAAGAGAAGCAAUGAGAGAAGAGACCAAUUUUUGCUUCAACAUGCAAGUAUAAACUGAUUUUUUUGUGAUAGCUGCAGGAGACACAGAUCUUUGGGAUGUGAAGUGCAUGUGAAUAGAUCCAGAAAGAACAAGAAGGACUGCAGCUGUCCAUGACCCGAGUGCUCUGAGGUCAAGUUGUCGUGACCUCUUUACCUGCUUUAGGAUCAACUUCAAUAAGGGGAGAUUACAAGUUGAGGCAAAUUAGACUCAGAAGGGAAGCAUCCGAUUCUCCUGGCUUAAUUUAUUUUGUGAAGAAGAGAAGUUUGGGGGGAAAUAGCUCUGGUGGACACCUUCAGCAGCCGUCAGCAUCAACCAGCUUCAGCCAACAAGCUUCAUCAGCUCAACCUUGCCUUGAGGAAGCCCCCGCAAGACUGACCAGCAACUGUCACGCUGUUGCGCCCAAGAUGACAUUCGCCAUGCUGCGCACGGCACCCCCCGCGGGCCGAUUCCUGUACGGCGACAUCGCCCUCCUCUCCGAAGACGAUGACGAGAACGGCAGCGAGGGCUCGGGCUCCGAGGAGCGUACCAGCAAUUCCUCCAACGCCGCCUUUCGCUUGUCCUCGUCUUCCCCAUCUGCCUUUCACAUCAAGGUGAACAGGAAGAGGAAGCUGUGCGGGGGAGGAGGUGGAGGGAUAGAAGUAGGGGCCAUGGCCGCGAGGCUGGUCCCCCCGGACUCAUCUCCACCUAAGGAAUAUCGCCAGAGGACCGCGGCCAACGCGCGGGAGAGAGAUCGCACCAAUUCUGUCAACACAGCAUUUACAGCGCUGCGCACACUCAUCCCCACCGAGCCUGCAGACAGGAAGUUGUCAAAGAUCGAGACGCUGCGUUUGGCCAGCAGCUACAUAAGCCAUCUGGGUAAUGUGCUGCUCCUGGGCGAAGGGCUUCACGACGGACAGCCCUGCCACGCUCCCUCACCGCCGUUUUUCCAUGUCAGCUCCUCCCCAACCCGAGGAUCCGACCAAUCAGCGCAGCCCAAGCACAUCUGUACCUUCUGCCUCAGCAACCAGAGGAAAAUGAAUAAAGACAGAGACAGGAAGACCGCCAUAAGGAGCUAACAACGAGGACACGAGCCACGUGGAUAAAAUGCUCAUCACUUGCUUACAGCGAUUUUUAAAAUUACUGCAACUUGAAGACUAACCAGACUCAAAGACUUUUGAAGGACUCCUUGUAGCACUUCCAGGAUUUUCCAGGAACAUUUUGACUAAAGUUUGCAUUUUGUUAAAGGACCUUUUUUUAACUUUUAGAGAACUUUCAAAUGGCUUUCACAUGCAUACCAACACCACCAAGAACCUCUUAAUACCACUUAUUAAAGACUUUUGACUGUAUCAGUGACUCUGAGAACUUAUGGCACAUGAUCUGAAAACACACUCAUAAACUUGUAUUCCUGAAAAGCUGUGUGUUAUUAAUGUGUAAACUGAAGUAUAAAUGUAUAUUUAUGUGACAUAACAUUAUAUAAUGAAACUAUGUUAUUUAACGGCUAUAUGACUUUUUUUGACAAACAAUGUGCAUCGUUUUGAGGUACAAUCGUUGGCUAUAUGACAUCACAAAAAUAUGCUGGAACAUUGUUGGCGUUGGUUAUUUCUAAUAAUCAUUUUUGAGAGUUGAACUUAACUCAAGAUGAGCAAUAAAUAGUUUGUAUAUCUGGGAUUAAAUUUCAUUCAUAUGCUGCUGGUAUGUUAAACAGAUUGUACUCUAAAAUCUUCUCCUAAUCCUUGCCAGUUCCAACCAAUAAACGUCGUAGAAGUUUCCACCGUGACUUUCCGGUGAGCUGCAGAUAUAUUUUAAUAGCAAAUCAAUGCUGUAUUAUCCUUUUGUGGCUGGUGGAGAGAAUUCACUCGCCUUUAAGUGGAACUUCCUCUCUGUCUGAUCCCAUAGCUCACAUAAACCUA